This is a messenger RNA of Mesocestoides corti, 3090 nucleotides long. The record is from the annotation of a GenBank genome assembly. NCBI's taxonomy places the organism in Eukaryota, Metazoa, Platyhelminthes, Cestoda, Cyclophyllidea, Mesocestoididae.
AUGUAUUCCCCGUCGUCGAUAUUUCAACCCUUCAGGGCACUGGGUCUUGCCUCAACAAAUGUUCCCUUUGUUGUUAAAUAUAAACCCCAUGCAAAGGAAUAUAACAUUUUAGUCCCUAUUGGGGAACGCUUUAAUGUUUACCAGUUGCCAAAUCUGAAGCUCGUCGGAAUAAGUGAUUGUUUGCCAGGAGACAUUGCGGCAAUUACCUCAGACAAACAUUUUGUGUAUGGGGCCGUCGAGAACACCAUCUACGCUUUUCGAGGUCUUCGACAUGUUGCCUUUAAAUUGGAAGGCCAUUCAUCACCGAUCUCGCAUUUGCUGGCAUUCGGUGAUGACUACCUAGCCUCCUACGACGAAUCAAGCCUUUUUAUUGUUUGGAAUCUCAAGACUAAGGGAAAAUGCUUUGGUAAAGCCUUCCCUGAAGAUACCUUCUGUAUUUCCGCUAUAUGCCACCCAUCAGGCUAUGGCGACAAACUUCUGCUUGGCAGUUCGCAGGGCCCACUGCAAUUGUGGAAGACGUCGUCCCAGAAACCCAUCUACUGGUUCAAGGGUUUCGGUUCAUCUGUCACGUGCAUUGUACAGACGCCAGCGGUUGAUGUUUGUGCCAUUGGAUUGGGUAAUGGUCAAGUUGUCUUGCACAACUUGCGCUAUGACAUGUCUCUUGUCAGCGUUGCUCAAGAUGGCGGAGCAAUUACUUCGAUCGAAUUUCGAUCUGAUUCCUCGGGUAUAACCACUUCCGAUGUUCUCAAAAGCGCUGGAAUUGAGAGUUUGGUUGAACCCACGGCCAACAUCUACCUCUUGACUGGCUCGGAGUCAGGCCACCUGUCCAUGUGGCAGUUGGAAAACAGCGAAGAAAGCGGCGGAACGUGUCGAGCUGUGAACCAGGUCGAGGAGUUCCACCUCGCGCGCAUCACCAGCAUGUUCUGCAUCCCCUCUGGCGACGCUGCCGGCGCACUUGUCACCAACGGCGCUGACAACUGUGUCAAGGUGUCGUACUUCGAUCGACCGGAUGGUGGUCCGAGGACCGGACACAUACGAAGCGGUCACCAGUUGCCGCCCACGAAAAUCGCUUUCUGGACAGGUGGUUCCGCGGGUGGCAAUCUCUUAGUUUCAUCUGGACCCGAUUCUCAGCUUCGGAUCUUCUCAACGUACAACGAGCGUUAUGACAAGAACCUCGGACGGGCCUACGCACCUGGAAUGCCCUCGGCGAAGAAGCUCAAAGUCGUCGAUCGCAUUCCCUGGCUCCUUCCUGGAGCUUCCGCCUUGGCUGUCUCCCCGGGUCGUGCUCACGACUGGGACUCGCUGGCUGUUGUCCAUAGCAACCGACGGGAAGUCACAACAUGGAAUUUCAUCAAGGCCACCCGUGGGAAACACUGGCUUGACCCGAAGAAAUUUCACGGUCGGGGUGGUGAGGCCUUACGAAUCCACAAGAAAACCAUCGCUACGUGCCUGUGCAUGACGCGAUGUGGCAACUUUGUAGUGAUUGGAUACUCUAGUGGAGAUAUCAUUAAGUUCAACAUUCAGUCAGGACUUGAAUAUGGAGCGUUUGGCGACGAAACCGCCCACAACUCAGCCGUCGUCGGCGUCCACGUAACAAAUGUCAACCGACUUCUGACCAGUGUUGGUGAGGCUGAAGUCAAAUUCUGGAAUUUCGCGUCACGAGAACUCAUAUCGGAGGCCCUCACACUGCCAUCUCCACCGCGUCUUUCCAGAUUCCACGAGGACGGUGAUAUGUUGGCUAUCGCACUCUCGAUUGGAGAAAUCAUCCUGAUCAAUGUACUAACUCGGCGGAUAUUUCGACGCUUCUCUAAUCCACCGACACACCCGUGUACCGACCUAACACUGUCCUCUGAUGGCACGCUAAUGGUCACGGCCCAUCGCGGUGAUCCACUCAUCAAAUCUUGGGACGUCGUCGACUGCAGACUGGUUGAUUGCUUUCGAGUGGUGCAUCCAGUCACGUCACUGGCGCUCUCUCCGUCCGACGACGUGCUUGCUACGACGCACGCUUCCUGUCUCGGCGUUUACCUGUGGUCCAACAAAGCGGUCUACCAGAAGCUCCACUUGAAGCCUCUCCCGUCAGAAUACGCGCCUCCUCUCGAACCCUCCUCCACUGCCUCCCUUCCCACCGAGUCCCUAACUGCGCCCAGACAGUUUGACGACGCCGAAGACAUAUACACCGGCGCUGGCGAAGAGGCGGCUCCCGCCAACUACGUAUCGCCCGACCAGCUGCAGGAUGGACUAAUGACGCUCUCCGGUCUGCCUGCGUCCUACUUCUCGGCUUUUCUCCAAUUGGACGCCAUAAAGAAACGAAACGCCGAGGCCAUCCGCGUUGUCGACGAGGCGCCCGUAGAGUUGCCGUUUUUCCUCCCCGCCAUCGAGUCAACCACGGGAAUGGUUUGGCUAGAUGAAGACGACGACCUCGGCACUGCGACGAAAACCGAACCGAAGAAACGCAAGCGCGCCGGUGGCAAGCAGGUGUCUCUGGACGAGAUAUUGCUCGGUGGUGGGAGCAACAUUCUCACCUCCGUCAUCGGAGACGGGAAUUCGUUGGACUUGUUGAAUGAUGAUACAUGUGAUGAGGUGAUGUCGCGCUACCGCAGCCUCAAUCCGAGCGCCCUGGACGCCGAAAUUCGUCUGCUGGUGUUGCCUCGCGACGAGCUGGUGGAUGCCCUAGACGCGGUGGACGACAACAACGUCGCCGUCAUCGCAGUCAACCCCUACGCCCGCCUCUCCGCCUUCCUCACCCUCCUCCUUAAUCGGUUCCGCCGAAAUCUGGACGUUGACUUCGCGACGGCGUGUCUGGAGAGCGUGCUUCGUUACCAUGGCGACGUAAUAGUGCGACCUCCGAAAGCUCCCGCCGCCGCCGCCACCACCGUGGAAAGCGACUUUGGCGGUGAUGACUUGGGCAUGUUCGUUGCCAAGGCAACCAUGGGCGGAUAUAGCAACGUGGAUGCCACUCGUCCGCUGGCGCUGGUGGAAGCGGUCCUGGCGGCCAAGGGUGUGGCACACGAGACCCUCUUUUCUCAAAUUACGCGGUCGAUUGCACUCAUUGAUUUCAUUCGCAACGCUACAAAUACUCUGCAAAUGUAA